This is a messenger RNA of Mycena indigotica, 2082 nucleotides long. Its product is annotated as Succinate dehydrogenase [ubiquinone] iron-sulfur subunit, mitochondrial. The transcript is spliced from 3 exons. The record is from RefSeq and is a predicted model, not a curated record. Bases 1 to 2082 code for a protein of 693 amino acids. NCBI's taxonomy places the organism in Eukaryota, Fungi, Basidiomycota, Agaricomycetes, Agaricales, Mycenaceae.
AUGCCAUUUCAACGCCGAGUUUCUCGCUGCCUCGCUCGCGUCGUUCCAUCGCUUGUGGUCUUGUAUGUUCUGUUUUCCGAGCCAAGUCAAGUCCCUCCAGAGUCGUUGUCUUCAGAUUGGACGAAUCUUGUGGUGGAAACAAAAUCUCUCAGUGGUUCUCUCACUGCGGUCGUCCCAAUCACUCGUUUCUCGCUCUCUGCCUUCGAAGACACACUGGCAACUCUUAUACGCCCCUCAGCAUGUAUCACCAAAGUGCUUGUAACUUGUCCAGAGCCAUUGCUCUCCCAAACUCGACGUGCCAUCCAACAUGCCGUUCGCGCAGUCAACACAGGCCUUCAACCUGACAUUACCCUUCACCCUUCAGCUCCCAAUGGCGAGACCGUUUCCGAGAUCGUCAAAGCAAUAUCAACGCUAGUAGCAACUGAGAAAGUCCUUGUUCUCGAUGAAACUGGUUUUGAUGGUCUUAGCGAGCGUACCAAAGACUUGCUACUCUGUCCAGCAGCAACCCAUAUUCCUAUCGGCCCUCGAGGUGUCAUUUCGAUCAAUCAUACCUGUGUUGUUCCCUCAUCUCAGCUUCAACCAGCCACUUAUCUUCUUCCGCCUUUUACGAUUUCGACUUCUCUGGUGAAAGAGCCAAUGGCAAGUUGGGCAGCGAUGGGCGUGGCUGUGUCGCGAAGUCUUAAUCGAAACAUGGGCGGGGUUGUACGCAGCUUUGGAGAUCAAGACGCCAAUUAUUGUGGUCGACAGUUCACUUACCUUGAUCGUGGCAAUCCGCCCUCAUAUGUGCAUGAAACAACAGUGGAUCCUGGUCUUUUUUUUUUCUUAUUGCCGAAUUACGAGGCUCUACAGCUUAUUCUCCCCACCAUCAUCUGCCCCUUGCAUAGAGCCGGGCAUACAGUGAGGGUGUUGGUGCACUCUAACGACCGAAUAUGGGGGCCAGCUAGCUGUACUGUUCGAGUUGAAUUUCUUGGCAAACAAAACGACGCACCGUUGAUGCUUCAAAUGACCUACCUAAACUUGAUUCUUUGCAAGACGGUACAACUCUGGUCCGCCUCCCUCAAGAAGAUCUGCAAUAUGCUCAAUGGAUGGGUGCAAUGUCUUUGCGGGAAUGGCUACGUAUAUGUCUCCGUUGGUAUAGAACAUUUGCUUGACCUCAACGCAGAUUGGAAUACCCCUCGUAUCGAGCUCAGUGUCAUCACGCAAGACAGACCGCGAUCCCUUCGGCGGUUGCUCUCUUCCUUGACACGUGCACGUUUUCUGGGCGACUCCGUUAACAUUCGACUCAAUAUGGAGCAAAGCUCCGACACUGAGACCAUCCAGAUUGUUCGCGACUUUACUUGGCGACAUGGGACUGUCUUCACUCAUCGUCGUGUCGUCCAUGGCGGUUUGAUACCGGCAGUUGUAGAAUCUUGGUAUCCGCAUUCCAACCACGAAUACGGUGUGCUUCUUGAGGACGAUGUUGAACUGUCUCCCCUUUUUUACAUUUGGAUCAAGAUGGCAAUUUUGCGUUAUCGGUACGGAGAGGGUCACGACAGAAGCAAAGACAUGUUUGGAAUCAGCCUGUACCACCAGAAGAACACCGAGUUGCAUCCAGAUGGGCGCAAACCAUUCAACCCGCGCAGUUUAUUUGAGGCAAACCAUAUACAGAAUCCCUCCACCCCAUAUCUGUCGCAGGUGCCCUGUAGUUGGGGAGCAGUGUACUUCCCCGAGCAUUGGCGAGAGUUUCAUGACUAUCUGGCAAAUCGACUCUCGGAGCACCAGCUGGGAAUUGACAAGGUGGUGGUUCCCAAUGUCCGUUCAAAUAACUGGAGUCGGUCAUGGAAGAAGUACUUCAUUGAGCUGGUUUAUCUCCGCAGCUAUGUGAUGCUCUAUCCUAACUAUGCGGACUUUGGGUCGUUUUCGACGAAUCAUGUCGAGGUUGGUUCGCACGUGAAGAAUCGGCCAAAGGAAAAACAGGACGCAUUCAGGGUGCCAUUGCUUGAGUUGGAAGAGUCUUGGAGACUUGUGGAGGAGUUGCCUGGAAAGACGCUGCCGCCCUGGGACAAACUGCCUGUAGUAAACUUGACUGGUUUUCUGAGUUAG